UAACGACAAUGCAAGCUUGGAAGGGGCAAAUCUCAGGUGGGUCUGGAUCUUCACAAAAUUCACGAAGUGCAUUGAUUUGUGAAUGUGGUAAUGAAGCGGUUGUGCGGACGGUGAAACACGGUCCGAAUGUUGGAAUGAAAUUCCAUGGAUGCCCUUUAUGGCCAAAUACAACAUGUAAAUUUUUCAGAUGGAUACCUGGUAACAAUCAAAUAGAAGAGCUUGAGUGUAAGAUUUUGGAGAAGGAUUCUAUGAUAAUGAAGAUGGAGCAGGAGCAACAAUUAAUGGCAGAGAAAAACAAGAAAUUGCAGGUGAAAAAAGAGAAUCUGGAGGAAGAGAAUCAAGAGCUAAAAAUCGAGCUUUGCCACACGCGUAUUGAGCUUAUGAAGACCUCUAGAAAUGAGAAGAAUUUCUCGAUGGCUUUGUUAUGUUCCUGGGUGUUUUUUUGCAUCCUGAUUAUGUAUUUGAAGUAGUUAAUCGGGAUGAAUGUUUACCCGAAUAAUUGUCUUUUGAAAACUGUAAGAGUCACGAAAAAUAAGUUUUUGUUUUGUUUUAGAUCAGUCAUUGUGUAAGUGGUUAUAAGAUGUUCAUGUAUUGAAAGAAGUUGCAUAAUUGACGAAA
This is a messenger RNA of Spinacia oleracea (spinach), 618 nucleotides long. RefSeq lists its product as uncharacterized. The record is from RefSeq and is a predicted model, not a curated record. NCBI's taxonomy places the organism in Eukaryota, Viridiplantae, Streptophyta, Magnoliopsida, Caryophyllales, Amaranthaceae. The transcript has 2 exons. Gene Ontology annotation, molecular function: zinc ion binding. Bases 9 to 470 code for a protein of 153 amino acids.